Molecule: messenger RNA, 10512 nt
Organism: Pelmatolapia mariae (spotted tilapia)
Lineage: Eukaryota; Metazoa; Chordata; Actinopteri; Cichliformes; Cichlidae
Gene: fam135b
Product: family with sequence similarity 135 member B
Exons: 20
Coding region: 337-4500 (1387 amino acids)
Source: RefSeq, a predicted model, not a curated record
UCACCUUGUGAAACUAUCCACAGUCAGUAUAUACGGUCAGCUUUGUGCACAAAGACACGGCCACUCAGCGAUACUUUUCCCAAACUGAAAUCCCCUUCAGGGGAGGGAGAGAGAGAGAGAGAGAGAGAGACGGGGAGCGAGAGGGGACUGCAGAACACACAGGGUCUGGAUGAAUAACCAUGGCAACAGCAGCAGCAGCAGGAGAAGCGAUGAUAUAAACAUUUACAUCCGCGCAUCCGUCUGCAAACAGCUAUUCACUCCAGUAGAGGCUUGGACCAGAAACCCUCUGCGGAUAUCACUCCACAUCAGCGCUAAGGUGAUGAGUGGGAUCAUAUCAUGUCUGAAGUACAGGGAACAGUGGAGUUUUCUCUAGAGUUGCACAAGUUUCACAAUGUGGAUCUCUUUCAAAGGGGGUUCUACCAGAUACGAGCAGGGCUGAAGGUCUCACCUCGAGUGCCCCACAGGGUCAUAGCAGCAACACAAGACAAUGCAGGAGAGUGCAGCUUCAGCUCUGCGGGGGUUUACGACGGCACCGUGUUCAGCCGGAUAUUUCAGAUCCUGUACAGAAACGAGGAGAUUGCGGUGAAUGACUGUAUGAUCUUCAAAGUCCACCUGCUAUUGGACGGAGAACGGGUGGAGGAGGCCUUGAGUGAGGUGGAUUUUCAGUUGAAGCUGGAUCUUCAUUUCACUGACAAUGAGCAGCAGUUGGCCGAUAUAGCGACUGUCCCCUUGAUCAGCAGUCGGACCCUCAGCCUCCAUUUCCACCCGCGAAGAGGCCUCCACCACCACGUCCCUGUCAUGUUCGACUAUUUCCACCUGUCAGUCAUUUCUGUCUCCAUCCACGCUUCACUGGUUGCCUUACAUCAGCCCCUGCUCAGCUUUGCCCGUACGGGGAAGGGCUCCUGGCUUGGGAAGGGCUCGCCAGAGAGCACGAACGACCCGUCCGCCAUGUCUGUAGAGAACCUCGUGUUCGGCGCUGGCUACUGCAAACCUGUCAUCUCUGAGGGAAGCUUUUAUGUGCCCAGUGAAAACUGCCUGCAGAGAGCUCAUACGUGGCACCGGCGACUCUGUCGCCUCCUGUUGGUGGCACACAGAGGCCUGCACACGUACUACACAGCACUCAUGAAGGAGAUCCCGCAGCUGCAGCAGAUUCCUCUGGAAUCAGAUGUGUCGCCUGUAGAAGAAACUCUAAAUCAGCUGACAAUAGAGCUACAGCUGCAAGAAGGCCACGAGAAGGUAGCGGAGCAGAUCAGCAGGGACGUAAGCCAGCUCUGCUUCCAGCUGGCUGCUCUGUGGAGCUGCUUCCUGGAGGCCGCUGUGUUCAACCCCCACAUCCUGUCCUAUCUGGCCCAGGAGCACCACACGCUCAGGGUCAGGAGGUUCUCCGAGGCAUACUUUUUCACCGAGCACCACAAAGAGAUAUCUCUGACAUUUCAAGAGGAAUUAAUCAAUAGACACGGCCAGAUAGCUGCAGAAGUACGGAGCUCAGACUACUUGACCAAGAUGCCUCCUUUACCUGUUGAGUGCCUGGACAUCGAUGGAGACUGGAACAGCCUGCCUAUCAUCUUUGAGGACAGAUAUGUGGAGUCUCCUCAAACACAGUACACAUCACAUGUGCCAAUGCCUGCAACUGCGGAUGAACAAACCAACUUAGAUCUUGCCAAGAGGAUUCUCGAAAGCAGCCAAGAAGCCGUAUCACCAGCAGUACCCAAGGAUUCUCUGGGUAGUGAAUGCACGGACCUGCCCUUGUAUGUCUCGCUCAAAGCAGACCAGAAUAAGAGCGACACCAGAUGUACCCAGAACAUCAUUCCUACUGAGGGCAGAACUGAACUUUCCGCGGCAGUGAAGGAUAACUUGACGGAAGCAGCAGAAAAUCACAGCCAAAAUAAGGAGAGCUAUAGUUCAGGCGAGAUCUACGUUGCAAAUAAGUCAUGUGAUCCUUGUAGAGGAGAGGCACUUUUGGCUCCCUCCUCAAGCUUUAGUCCCCUCACAGAUUCUGUAGACAACAGUGACAAGUCUUCUCAUCCUGUAACAGAAGUAAUUGCCCAACUUUGUGAUGCCACAAACCACAGCAAUGCAAUAGAGAAUGAAAACACUGCAGACCAGUCUAACAUCGCCAUGCCUUUAAAUCACUCAGUGGAUGAUGAAAGUGAGGAUGUCCCUCCUAUCAGUGUACCUGCUGGCUGUCCAGUAAUACCACUCUUUCCGGGUGAGCUCAGAAAAGAGACGACUCAUCGCGGAGGUUUGGUCGGCACCAAGGUCAUGAAGCGCUCGUCCUCUGUUAUUUCAGACUCUGGUAUCGAGAGUGAGCCCAGCUCUGUAGCGUGGCCAGUGGAGGCCGCACUGCGAGGACGACCCCCUCUGGACUUUUCCAGCGAACGGGAGAUCCCACAGCAAAUAGUGUUAAAUCAUCCGGUGCACCGCAGCUAUCUGGAAGGCCUGCAGAUGGAGAGCAACGGCAGCCUUCCAAGUGGAGGUAUACAGGCUUCACUUACAUCAAUUAGUUCUCUGCCCUAUGAGGAGGAUCAGCAUCAGAGGCAGCUAAGCAAGCUGACCAAGUCUGUUUCUGCGCCGCAGAUAAGUAGCCCAGAAGAUGUAGAGGAUGGCCAUAUGCUGCUCAACCAGGAAACAGAUUGCAAGAGCUUAGUACAACAUGAAGAUUCAUGUAGGACAAACUGUUCUUUGUACAGCAACCUGGAUUCUGAACAGUCAGAAUUAUCUCCAUUAGACAUGAGUUCAUCAUCAAAUCCUGGCCAUAUUGUCAAGGAGAAUGGGACCUCUGAAAAGUCAAACUCUCCACAGUACCUGUCAGAGACAUACAGGAUAAAGUCAGCGUCAAGCAGUGUUUCUGAAGUAUUACUUUUACAAGAGUCUGCAGAAAGCCCUCAUGUCAAGGAAAGUGCUGUUAUUGGCAGCCAGAGGGAGAAUACGAACAAUCAAACACACAUCAGUGGAGUAACCUCAGUGAAGGAUGUCUUUGUCGUUGAAUCGGAAACAGUGCCCUGUGGCUGUGGAAACAAACCAUGUGUGCAUGAAAGUGCAACAGAUCAGGAGAGGAUUAACACAGGAGAUGAGUGCCAAAGUUUCCAUCAGACCCAACUAUUCGGGCCUGAGAAACAUGAAUGUCUAGAUCCCUCACAGAUACUUAUAAAACCUUCAUGCUUCAGUGAUCUGUCCAACAGUAACAGCACCACACAGAGGCCAAGUGACCCCUUGGGCGUGACAAACAGAGAGAUAGUGUCACCUGCUGAUGUAAAUGGACUAUCGAGCUGUGAGAAAGCGUCUUUGGACUGCCAAUCCAAGGCCUCCAAGAUCCCUAACUCAGGACUAGCCUUUGUGAACAAGAAGAUGGUGGAGGUGGUGAACAUGUCAGUCUCCUGUGCCCCAACCUGCCUCCCAUUUUCAUCCGUCCUGAGAGACUCUCCAUCUAUUAGUGGAAUGUCCACUCGUCAGACUACCUCACCUAUCACCCAUCAGCCUCUGGGCUCCUUCGGUAUCAUCUCCUCAUCUUCACUCAGUCCCCUGAACAUGGAUGAAGAGACAAAUGAACGAAUGCUGAAUUUCUACAAAGCCAAAGAGGAGCUGUUCAAAGAGUUGAGCUUCCAGGCCAGCUUGUACAGCGACCUCCCGUUCCUGGCAUCAGAUCUCCCCUACUUCCCUCCUGAAGAGGAUGACGAGGAGUUUGAUGACGGCAUACACCUGGUGGUUUGCGUCCAUGGGCUUGAUGGAAACAGUGCUGACCUUCGGCUUGUGAAGACUUUCAUAGAGCUGGGACUGCCAGGAUCCAGGCUCGACUUCCUCAUGUCUGAGAGGAACCAGGCCGACACGUUUGCAGACUUCGACGCCAUGACGGACAGGCUGCUGGAUGAAAUCAUUCAGCACAUCCAGCUCUACAAUCUCACCAUAGGCAGGAUCAGCUUCAUCGGCCACUCUCUGGGGAACAUCAUCAUCCGCUCGGUGCUGACGAGGCCUCGCUUCCGCUGCUAUUUGCCCAAACUGCACACUUUCCUCUCGUUGUCAGGGCCACACUUGGGAACGCUGUACAACAACAGCACACUGGUCAGCACAGGUUUGUGGUUAAUGCAGAAGCUGAAAAAAUCGGGAUCUUUGCUGCAGCUCACCUUCAGAGAUCACGUUGAUCCACGGAAAACGUUCCUCUAUCUCCUGAGUCAGAAACCAGGGCUCCAGUUCUUCAAGAACGUUGUGCUAGUGGCGUCUCCGCAGGACCGCUACGUUCCUUUUCACUCUGCCAGAAUAGAGAUGUGCAAAACCGCUCUCAAAGAUAGAACCACAGGGCCCGUGUACACCGAGAUGAUCAACAACCUCCUGCAGCCACUCGUAGAAGCUAAAGAGUGCCGUCUGAUCCGCCAGAAUGUGUUCCACGCUCUACCCAACACAGCCAACACGCUGAUCGGCCGCGCCGCCCACAUCGCCGUCUUGGACUCUGAGCUAUUCCUGGAGAAGUUCUUCUUAGUGGCAGGACUCAACUACUUCAAGUAAAGGUGCUCCUACUGCAGGCUUACUGGACCGAUCUGAAUGGUGGAUAAAGGAGUCUAAAGGAAGGGGAUGAGGUCAUUUUACCCUGUACAAUAGAUGUAAUGUAUAUAUUUCCUGGUAUCCAAGAGGCCAGAUUUGUAUAUCCCAUUUGUUAGGAUGGUUAGCAGCUGUUAAUAAAGGAUUGGUAUAUUGUGACUGUUUAAACCGCUAACUCAGAAGUCUGAGUUUGAUGUGUAGCCAGUCAAAGCAAAACAUCUGACAUCGAUGACAGGAUUGAUUGUAGAUGUUUUGUUGGCCUUAUGAAUAACCUCUCAGCCAGAACACUAACAGAUGCUAAUUGUGGUUUAAAGCAUUUACUUACUUUCCCUUUAGAGUUGGUUUAGAGCCUUUGCUAUCGCUGGUUGAUUGAAUUCUUCUUUAAGGGUUACACUAAUGAUAGUCUUACACUAUCCUUACAAGGCAAUAGAUGCAUAGCAUUUAUGUCCUUGGUUGUACAUGAAGUAUUUUGUUGUACGAAACAUAGAUGUUCAUUUAUACAGAAAUGACUAUAUUGUUUAAAAUUAUUUAUUUUUUACCUGCUUAUGUUAUCUACAGUGUAAGUAGUCCGUCUACAUUUAAGUCUCUAUGUGCUAUUAUCAUCAAAUGUGUCAAAUGAAGAAGUGUGUUGUCUGUAUGUUUAUCUGUACAUCUCGAAAAAUCUUGCUGUCCAUGACUAGCUAAGUGUUAGGCUACAACAAACAUUUGCAUAGAAGUGUGCAGUAAAGUAUAUUUGAUAAGAAAUGAUCCUACCUGCUGUGAUAGCAUUUACUUUGUAAUUGUGUUUUUGUACUGACUUAGUAACAGAUUAACAAGAUUCAGGAUCGGACCAUUUGCUAAGCCCCACCUCCCCUUAGUUACCAUCGUGCCACCUGUCGAGUUUUUCAGCCUCUCAAGGCCCUUAUGCAAUUUAGAAUGAUACCCCUCCAACCUGCAGUAAUGUUUACAUUACUAAAAUGUGAUGUCAGACCUAAGUAGACAAAAGCAGACCUGUCACUGCUCCUGGAUUUUUCAGCGUUAGCUAGCUAACCAAUCAAGCUAAUCUCAGCUACUUGACUAUCAUACCUCUGUUUGACUUUGUUGCCUACAAUUUUUCCUUUUUUAAGCUGAAUUUAGACAUAACAUAGCUUUAUUUGUAUGAUUUUUACACGUUUUGGGGUAUGUUGGUUGGGGAAGCCAACAUCCCAAAAUGUGUUAAACAGCACACAAAGGAAAAAUUAGUACAAGUUGUGAUUAGACGUUUUUAUACUGAUUCUGUAGACAUUUGACCACCAACCAUUCAUCACCCAUUUUAGACAUGUGCCAAAAAUGGUGACAAGAUCAGUUGAAGACUAGACACAAAAGCUUGCGACUUGGCAUUAUAUAAAAAGUGAAUGUGAAUUUGGCAUUUGGGAUUUUUGGAACGAGAAGUGUAUAUGUAGAUUCAUCCAUAGACUGCUUUAUAUAGAGACCAGCUCAUCAGUUCUAACAUGUAUUUAAAACAAUAUUAAAUUUCCACUCAAAGAAAAAAUGUUUUUGGACUUCUUAGAUGGUGUGUUUGAAAUAAAUAACAGCACAGCAAGCCAUAGUAUUUGUCAAAUAAUGCAAAAAAAUAAAUAAAAAAAAGAAACCAGCUCCAAAUACAAGAUACUGUACAGUAUGUGGCUUUAAACACGCAUUCCUUCUAAUGACCAGAAGGGGGCGACUCCUCUUGUAUCAAAAAGAACUCCUAUAGUCAAUGGAAAAAUUGCCCUUGGCUCUUCUGAUCUCUUUUAUGGUGUCAGUGGCUAGCACAGUGCAUGUUUGGUAAAUUCUGGUCCUUAGUAGCUUAAAAAAACAGUAAAAGGGUAGAAACCCUUAGGCCAGGGCUGCUUUGUGGUUGACAAGCAAUGUUCCCUCUAAUUUUUCAUGUGUCUGAGCGAACACACAAACUCCCUGAGCGAUCCCUUGGACCACUGUGAGCGACAUCAGACGUGUGCACUGUGGUCACGCCAGCAUCGAAUCCAUCCAAGUUACAUGGUUUAUUAAAAUAAUCAAGUUACAGCAAUUACAUUUAUGUUAGACUACUUUUAAACUGCUUUAGCCCACUUACAAUGAAAAUGUAAAAAAAAAAUCUAGCCAUUGGCCUGUGUAGUAUGUUAACACUAUUGGAAGUAAAAAUAAUUUGAACUCCAAUUUCGAAAACACAACUUUCUUUUCUUUCUUUCUUUCUUUCUUUUUUUUUUAAAUAAAGCUCUGACUUGUAUUAUGAGUCUGAGUCUGUGGUCUGGGAGAGAGUCCUGUUACUCUCUGUCUGCAAAAUACAGUAUAUAAUGACCAAUGCUGGGCAAUUAAUCAUAUAGUUACUCCUCAAAAAAGUAACUCAGUUUGGCAAACAAAGUUUUUUGCAGCUAUUUUUUUAAAUGCAGUCAAUGCAUUUUUAAAUAAACAUUUCAAACUAUUUACAGAACAAUCAGCUGUUCUGCAUCAAAUCUGAUGCCACACAAAUUAUUUGUGCCACUCCAAAAAAUUUCUGUCCACUAUGAGAUAAAGGAGAACAACAGCCUGAUACCUGCAGGCCUGACAACAGGAGAUGUAUCACUCCUGUAACACCUGUAACAUUCAGCAGUCACCUCAUUGUUCUGACACACACAACAAAAUUAUUGACUACACUACACACUAACUACACAAGAUUUGCGCUAAACGUCUCAAAUCUCUCACAUCUCAAAAUACGCCGUCACUCCUAAAACUUCCCCCCUUUUCUUAACAACUAGAUGCCACGUUGCCAUACCAUUUUUUGAUUGGUCGACAUGGUACUUUUUUUGGACGAAUAGGAAAGAGAGAGGGGGGUGGGGGUUUGUUUUUGCUCACAGGCGGAGAGCGCUUUCGAGCCUUUUUUCUUAUAAAACGCAGUUUUUACCGUUUCUUCCCGCAGUAAAUAUAAACAACGAUAGUAUUCAGGAAGAAAACCAAACAUUGCAUAUUUUUUUUAUCAUAACUCUGGUUUUACGUGGCCUAUCAACACAAUUUAAAAACUGGUAUAAAGUCCACACUUUUUCCGUCAAUUGUUCGUCUGUCCUGCUCACAUCUCCAAUGGUUGUACACGUUGUCAUUAACGUGGCUUCACUCCACAUCAGCCACGCUGCUUUGCUAGCUAAAACACCGGUGUCGGCACAUAAGGACGCUGUCAUAGCCUGUCAACCACGUUGAUUAGCUGCGUAUAUACGAAUGUGAAUCGCAUUAUUGGCUGGACUAUGGGAUAAGGUGGUAUCUAAUCCCAUACGGGAGCAGCCAGUCACUUACUGACUAACACUGAAAAACAGAAUUGUUAAAGUUUUAAUUUUAAUUUCAAUUCAGGUUAGAUUUUUUUUUUGUGCGCAACGCAGAUUUUCUGUGAGACCGUGUCAGCAGUGCGCAAUUGCGCACGUGCGCAGCUUAGAGGGAACAUUGUUGACAAGUGGCUGCUGCAUGUGUAUGCAAUGCAUUUUGGUUUCUCUGUCAGUUUCCCCUCUCACAUCUGGUUUAAAAACACCAAUGUAGCGACAGUGAAAAUGUUCAGCCCUCAGCACAGUACAGCACAUUUUCUUCCAAAAGGUAACGUCACAUUUAUCUGAAGUCAAUCUACAACUGAUUUUUUUUAUAUAUGUCACAACCUAUAACACAAAUUAUUCAUCUACUUUGGCCCUGACAUCUUCUUUGGAUGUGGAAGUGGAUAGGUUACAAUGAUGUAAGAUGUAAAUGCAUACACCUGCAGCUGAUGGUAGCACCCAACAUUAUCAUACCCUCCCAUACUUUUGUGCCUACUUUUGGUUUUGGAACAAGCCACGGGCAGCGUUUAGUUCUGUUGCUUCACUGGUUUGAACCCCAGCUGGGAAUUUCUGUGUUGAGCUUUCGUGUUUUCCCUGUGAAUGAGCAGGUUUUCCUCGGGGUGCUCUUCCUCCACAGUCCAAGGAGUCUAAAUUGGCCAUGCAUGUGAUGUAUAGAUAAAAUAUUUAAACUGCAUCGAGUAAAGCACUCUAUGAAUGUAUGUUUAAGUGUGGCUUGGAGUCCAAAGCACUUUGAUUCAUCAACAAAGCUAGAAAAGCACUGUAUAAAUGCCCACGCACUUAAACAUGCAGAAAUCCAAAGCUUGACAGGCUCCUUGUGCCUAAACGAGUCCCUACGAUGGAGCGAUAGCUAACCGGGGGAGAGGUUUAGCAAACAAUUUUUCCUUUGACGUGAUGAAUAUUUAACAAUCUAACAAUGCUGAAGCAAUUUUAUAGAAUUACUGCUAUAAAAUAUAAAAUUAUAUACAACUACUAGUAGUUGUAGCCUCUAGUUAAUCAGUUAUUUUGAUAAUGCGUCUUGAAUCUCGAAUGGCAGGCGGUAAACAGGCUUGCUGAUAUAAUCAACGGCAGAUUUGAUGUGCAUGUAUGUGACAAAGAUUUGCCAUUCAUGACUGAACGAUACAACAGACUAUUGUGGUCUAAUGAGGAUCUAUUUUCUAAUUAGCCAUGUAAAGCUGUAGAUUAAAAUCCUUUGAAAUGCAUUGCUUUUUUUUUUUUUAAUUGGUGUAAAUCAGGGUGUCAUUGCUUUUGUUAUCCUGGAUGAUUCUGUGUAAUACUGACACACUGCCAAGAUUCUCCCCCGCACACUGUCUACGCAAUGUGAUGCAUGAUGAUAGCAGGGAACUGCUGUGCAAGCAGUCGAAUGUUCUCUUGAACAUGUAACAUGACGUGUUGUGAUCUCAUCAACUUUUCCCACAUCCUUGGCUGUCAGACGCAAAGUGUUGUUUUCUAGCAUCCUGGCGAGGAUUGUUUCCUCACCGCCGUGCUGUUCAUCAGACAGUGUUUACAUAUUCUCAUAUUAGAGAACUGUCACACACGUCUCAUUUCCAGCUGUAGUUAUGCAUCUGCUGCAUAUGUAGUUAUGUACAGACAGAGAGAUAUAUUUUAACCUUUGCACUGGUUUAAAGUGCACUUUGUUAUUCCACUAGCUUUACAAACUACAAACAGCUAUUUAUUUUUUCUUUUUUAGAUCUGAAGGUCACGUCCUGUUCUCAUUGUAAAAACUAACCUGUCUGUCUUGGCUGUACAAGCAUUGUUUUUUGUUCAAAGCGUGCUGUCUCAAAGAACAACCGGUGACACGGCAAAGUGCUUUUUUUCCUCGUGUGGAAGCUGCUGCUCUGUCACUGUGAUCGACUCUAACCAAAUGGGUUCCUUAAGGACGAUGGUUCUCAAAGAGCCGCUAAGCAAAGCUGCGCAAGCAGUCUGCUGGAGCUCCCGUGUAUCAUGCACCACAAACACACAUACUGUAUAUGGCUGAGGCUUAAGCUUGUUUGCUUUUCCUUUGUGUGUGUUUACUCAAAGGAGUCGGCAGGAAUCAAUGGAGGGAAAAAGUGAUGGAGAGGUAUUGAGAUUGACCCCUUCAAGGGCAAACAGAGGUAUGAAAUUGCUUUAUGAGAUGGAUGGCUGUCCUGCAAAAGGUUUCAUUUGAAGGUUUCAUCAGAAAGAAUUGUAUUUACAUCACUCAUAGCUCUCUUUUUUACCAAAUAUUUAUUGGCUGUUAACUGUACAUUUAUGUCGUUGAGUAAAUUCUAUAAACCCAACACUUGACUGACUUGAACCAUUUUGUAUUUGACUUUUUAGAGAGCCUUGUUUAUGUGUAGCACAUGGAGGUGUGUAUGGAAACUGUGUUAUAUGUCUGUGAAAGCUCAUCUGUCUUCGCUGUCCCUAUUAUUUUGGACCCUCCAUUUGUUUGAUCUGAUUAUAAAAAUGUUUUGUGUCCCUCAAAGAAUCAUUAAUUUAUUUCAUUCUGCAUUUCUUUUGCUGAAUGUACAACAUGUAAAGUAUAAAACAAAUACUACUUCAUCUGUGCCAAUACUACUAUAAUAUUUUUCUAUGUUGCUGACUGUACUGUACGCAUUCCUUAGUAGCUUGUGUUCAAUGUAGAAAUAGAAAUAUAAUUAUAUGCAGUAUAUAGCAUAAUAUUGUUAUAACAUAUAUGAAAAAAAUAAAUGACAAAUGUUCUUUUGCAUAAUUA